AUGCUGCUCGGGAUGACGGGCCCCUGGUCGGCCUGCUUGCCAGUCUUGCUGCUGGGGCUGCUUUCGCCUUGGUCAGCGGGGCGUUGCGCCCCUGCCCCUUCCCAGCCGCACAACGACACCCUGGAGUGGCGCUGGGAGAGCCUCUUCUCGCGCUCCAUGGCCAGGCUCCCGGGGGAGAGGAAAGAGGCCAGCCGGGACGGAGACUAUCUGCUGGGCAUCAAGAGGCUGCGACGCCUCUACUGCAACGUGGGCAUCGGGUUUCACCUCCAGGUCUUGCCAGACGGCAGAAUCCACGGGAUCCACAACGAAAAUCGAUACAGUUUGCUUGAAAUCUCUCCAGUGGAAAGAGGAGUGGUGAGCAUCUUUGGUGUUAAAAGUGGCCUCUUUGUAGCCAUGAACAGUAAAGGCAAACUCUAUGGAUCUGGCCGUUUCAACGAUGAGUGUAAAUUCAAAGAGAUCCUGCUGCCAAACAACUACAAUGCUUAUGAGACCCAGGUCUACCCAGGGAUGUACAUAGCCUUGAGUAAAAAUGGAAGAACCAAGAAAGGCAAUAAGGUCUCUCCCACCAUGACAGUGACACAUUUUCUUCCUAGGAUUUGAGAGCUGUCCUUCAAGACCUACCUCAGGGAAGGGGAAUAAGGCGAGACCUUGUUGGA
Molecule: messenger RNA, 656 nt
Organism: Eublepharis macularius
Lineage: Eukaryota; Metazoa; Chordata; Lepidosauria; Squamata; Eublepharidae
Gene: FGF4
Product: fibroblast growth factor 4
Exons: 3
Coding region: 1-600 (199 amino acids)
Biological process (GO): positive regulation of protein phosphorylation; fibroblast growth factor receptor signaling pathway; positive regulation of cell population proliferation
Cellular component (GO): cytoplasm
Molecular function (GO): fibroblast growth factor receptor binding; growth factor activity
Source: RefSeq, a predicted model, not a curated record